Messenger RNA from Camellia sinensis, 973 nucleotides. Lineage: Eukaryota; Viridiplantae; Streptophyta; Magnoliopsida; Ericales; Theaceae. The record is from RefSeq and is a predicted model, not a curated record.
ACCAAUAGGAAUGCUCCAAACAAAAAUAUCCAUGCUUUUUAUCCACCAAAAAAAAAAAUAUACAUGCUUUCAAAUUCUAUAUAAAUGGGUACGGUAUGUCCCCAUAUUGAACACAACCAACUCUUAGAAAAAAUAUCCCCUACUCUUGGAGAUGAAGAUGUAUCUUCCAAUCCUCUUCGUCGUUUCGCUUCUCUUCUCCUACUCUCAUGGAUCAGUGCUAGACUUCUGUGUGGCAGACUUCUCAUUGCCCGAUGGACCUGCAGGCUACUCUUGCAAGAAACCUGCUAACGUGACGGUUAAUGAUUUUGUUUAUUCAGGUUUAGGCAUUGCUGGUAACACUAGCGAUCUUCUCAAAGCUGCGGUUACACUAGCAUUUGUAGAUCAAUUUCCUGGUUUGAAUGGGCUUGGCCUUUCCAUGGCACGUUUAGAUCUAGCCGUGGGUGGAGUUGUGCCAAUCCACACGCACCGUGGAGGUUCAGAAAUCAUUUUUGUGGUGGAAGGAACAAUUUGUGCCGGAUUCAUAUCUUCUUCGACCAACGCUGCUUAUUUUAAAACUCUUUACAAAGGGGAUGUUAUGAUUUUCCCACAAGGGCUAUUGCAUUUUCAAUUCAAUAUUGGAAAUAUACCGGCUCUUGCGAUUGUUAGUCUCAAUAGCCCAAACCCGGGUGUCGACUUCACUGAUUCUGCGUUGUUUGGCAACAAUUUGCCUUCUGCAGUGGUGGAGAAGGUAACUUUCCUUGAUCAUGCUCAGGUCAAGAAGCUCAAGGCUGUUUUUGGUGGCACUGGUUAAGAAAGGCCUUUGAAGACUAUUUAUUUUUAUUGUUAUUUUUUAUUACAAUAAGGCUACGGGUCAAGAAAUGUUUAUUAGGAAAUGAAUCAUGAAUGAGUUGGCAUUGACCAACUCAUCUUGGUGGAGCCCCCAUAUGUUAUUAAAAAUAAAUAAAUAAAUAAAUAAGAGAAGUUGGAAAGACUA